Molecule: messenger RNA, 1146 nt
Organism: Chrysochloris asiatica (Cape golden mole)
Lineage: Eukaryota; Metazoa; Chordata; Mammalia; Afrosoricida; Chrysochloridae
Gene: GYG2
Product: glycogenin 2
Exons: 8
Coding region: 1-1146 (381 amino acids)
Cellular component (GO): cytoplasm
Molecular function (GO): glycosyltransferase activity
Source: RefSeq, a predicted model, not a curated record
AUGUCGGUGACUGACCAGGCCUUCGUCACACUGGCCACCAACGACAUCUACUGCCAGGGGGCGCUGGUCGUGGGGCAGUCGCUAAGGAAACACCGAGCCACCAGGAGACUGGUGGUACUCGUUACUCCCCAGGUGUCUCACCUGCUCAGGACUGUGCUUUCCAGGGUGUUCGAUGAGGUCAUCGACGUGACCGUGAUCCACAGCGCCGAUUACAUCCACCUGGCCUUCAUGAGGAGACCCGAGCUGGGCGUCAGCCUCACCAAACUCCACUGCUGGACCCUCACCCAGUACAGCAAAUGUGUGUUUCUGGAUGCAGACACACUGGUGCUAUCCAACAUCGACGAGCUGUUUGACAGGACCGAGCUGUCCGCAGCCCCGGACCCAGGGUGGCCCGAUUGCUUCAACAGCGGGGUGUUUGUAUUCCAGCCUUCCCUGGAGACACACAGCCGUCUGCUGCAUCAUGCCACCAACCACGGAAGCUUUGAUGGGGCAGAUCAGGGCUUGCUGAACAGUUUCUUCAGCAGCUGGCCCACGGCUGACAUCCAGAAGCAUUUACCUUUCAUCUAUAACCUCAGCAGUAAUACUGCCUACACCUACAGCCCUGCCUUCAGACAGUUUGGUUCUGGUGCCAAAGUGGUCCAUUUCUUGGGGUCGGCCAAACCUUGGAGCUACAAGUACAACAGGCAGACCGGCUCAGUCGUGGACGACGGCUCCGGCUCAGACUUCCCACACCAGCUGGCGUUUCUCAAUCUCUGGUGGAGUAUUUAUCACAGCCACGUCCUGCCUCUCCUCGAAAAUCUCCAGGAAGUGGACAGAGACCCUUCCCCCAAACACGAGGUUCAUGCAGGUGGCGUGGGCGAGCGCAGUGUUCAUGCAGCGUUGGAUUUCCACGAGCCCCCACCCCUUGGAGGACCCCCAGAGAGAACCAUAGUGGAAGUGGUGGAUGACACCCCGUCUUGCCGCGAAGGGAGACAUCGGGAAGAGGUCCAGCUGGCCUUUUCCGUGUCGGAAAUCUCCAUUGAGGAGAAGGCCCGGGAGCUCAGUCCACAGGAGGAGCGGAGGAAGUGGGAAGAGGGCCACAUCGAUUACCUGGGAAGGGACUCCUUCACACGGAUUCAGGAGAAGCUGGACCGCUUUCUGCAGUGA